This is a messenger RNA of Cajanus cajan (pigeon pea), 1697 nucleotides long. RefSeq names its product UDP-glucuronic acid decarboxylase 6. Gene Ontology annotation, cellular component: cytoplasm. Lineage: Eukaryota; Viridiplantae; Streptophyta; Magnoliopsida; Fabales; Fabaceae. Gene Ontology annotation, biological process: D-xylose metabolic process. Gene Ontology annotation, molecular function: UDP-glucuronate decarboxylase activity; NAD+ binding. The record is from RefSeq and is a predicted model, not a curated record.
AAGUCAAAUUCCCUUAAUUUGUGUCUAACAGCGUAAUUAAUUAACCUCACUCCUCACUUACAACACGUAACAAUGCUUUCUAGUAUCACCUUCUCGUAUCCUUAAAAAAUCAAAACCACCCAAAUCCUACUCCUACUCCACCUCUAUCGUCAUUUUUUCUUUUUCUGUUUCCAACAGGAUUUGAGUUUCAGAGGUUUUGAUAAUGGCAACAAAUUCUUCAAAUGGAGAUCAUCAAAAAGCAACAAAGCAACCUCCCUUGCCGUCUCCCUUGAGAUUUUCCAAGUUCUUUCAGUCCAAUAUGAGAAUUCUGGUUACUGGAGGAGCUGGGUUUAUUGGCUCUCACCUAGUUGACAGAUUGAUGGAAAAUGAAAAAAAUGAGGUCAUUGUUGCUGACAACUUCUUCACCGGAUCUAAAGACAACCUUAAAAAGUGGAUUGGCCAUCCAAGAUUUGAGCUAAUUCGUCAUGAUGUCACAGAGCAAUUGUUGAUUGAGGUUGAUCAAAUCUAUCAUCUUGCAUGCCCUGCUUCUCCAAUUUUCUAUAAGUACAAUCCUGUAAAGACAAUAAAGACAAAUGUGAUUGGAACGCUGAACAUGCUUGGGCUUGCUAAGCGUGUGGGAGCAAGGAUUUUGCUUACAUCUACUUCAGAAGUAUAUGGGGACCCUCUUGUGCAUCCACAACCAGAAAGCUAUUGGGGCAAUGUUAACCCUAUUGGAGUUCGGAGUUGUUAUGAUGAGGGCAAGCGUGUUGCAGAAACUUUGAUGUUUGAUUAUCAUAGGCAGCAUGGAAUUGAAAUACGCAUUGCAAGAAUCUUUAACACAUACGGACCACGCAUGAAUAUUGAUGAUGGGCGUGUUGUCAGCAACUUCAUUGCUCAAGCAAUUCGUGGUGAACCCUUAACUGUCCAAGUUCCAGGAACUCAAACCCGCAGUUUCUGCUAUGUCUCUGACAUGGUUGAUGGACUUAUACGUCUAAUGGAAGGGGAAAACACUGGUCCAAUCAACAUUGGGAACCCAGGUGAAUUUACAAUGAUUGAACUUGCCGAGAAUGUGAAGGAGCUUAUUAAUCCAGGAGUGGAGAUAAAGAUGGUUGAGAACACUCCUGACGAUCCUCGUCAGAGAAAACCAGACAUAACAAAAGCAAAGGAAUUGCUGGGCUGGGAGCCAAAGGUCAAGUUGCGUGAUGGCCUUCCUCUUAUGGAAGAGGAUUUCCGUUUGAGGCUUGGGGUUCCCAAGAACAACUAAGCUUGUUUUCACUCCUUCUCUUCAUAUCACAAUAAACAUUUUGAUAGUAGUUGGGAUGAAUCUAUUAGUUUUAAAAGACAUUUUUAUAUUGAAAGCUAUGGAGAGGAAGGUUAAAACGCUCAGCCAGGAAAACCAACUUGAACUUGCUCUUCAAUGGGUACAAUAUGAUUGCUUCUCCACCCAACUUCCCUUGGAAAUGCUAUUUUUGUGUUGAGUUGAAUUUUUUUGAUUAAAAACUAGCUGUUUGAAGUUCUCUUUCAACUUUCUUUAUCCAUUGUAAGCCAGGGUAGGUGUGUCUUAAAGGUGUUGUAUGUACCGAAAUACAAAUUCAGAUUGUUGGGUGGAUUCAGCUUUGGAUUUGAGUAUAUUUGAAUCUCCUUUAGAAAUAAAGUUAUAAUGGUCUGUUAUGAAUGUCAAAUAGGUUCUACUGAGAAUCUGUUUGUUAUUUUGUUAA